Messenger RNA from Aspergillus mulundensis, 561 nucleotides. RefSeq lists its product as uncharacterized. The record is from RefSeq and is a predicted model, not a curated record. Gene Ontology annotation, molecular function: oxidoreductase activity. Bases 1 to 561 code for a protein of 186 amino acids. Lineage: Eukaryota; Fungi; Ascomycota; Eurotiomycetes; Eurotiales; Aspergillaceae. The transcript has a single exon.
AUGUUCGUCACAAUCCUCAUUGUUUCCUCCCGCAAGCCGGGAAUCACUGCAGAAAAGUUCCGCCACUACUAUGAGGAGUACGUCUCCUUGAUCCGCGACCUCACGGGGCCUGUGUUCCCCAUCUGCCAUCGCCGCACUUAUAUCGCGGAGUCAACCAUGAGCGCCCCGACGGGUGCGACGUCCAUGCCGGCGCCCGGGAGCCAGAGCCACAGCCAUGGCCAUGGCCAGAGCAACAGCCAAGGCGAAGGCCACAGUCAGAACAAGAGCCGAAACGAAAGCGACAACCGAAGCGAGAACCGAAGCGACAGUCUGAACCGGAACCGCCACCCCUUCGACUACGACGUCUUGGCCGAGUUGACCUUCGAAAACCAGCAGGUGUUCGAGCAGUUCAUUGCGAAACUCAGAGAGCCAGCGAUCGCAAAGAAAAUGCAUUCUACUGCGGACGAGUUCAUGGAGUGGACUGCUAGUUCGCUGGGGAGUGUGCAUGAGGUUAUGGAGACGAGGAGGCUUCCGGAUGGGUUUACGCGGUGGGACGACCUUUCGGAUUUAGAGGCAGGUUAG